CUCAGUUUUUUUGUUAUUUCCUCUCUCGCUUUUUUCUCUUUCUUUCCUAUCCUAAACCGUCAGCAGUAAGACGUAAAUUUUUUUCCGCAAAUUACUUUAAUUUCGGAAAAGUAAGGAAAAAUGAGAGCCAAGUGGCGUAAGAAGCGUAUGCGAAGAUUGAAGCGUAAACGCAGAAAGAUGCGUGCAAGAUCCAAAUAAGCUG
Molecule: messenger RNA, 202 nt
Organism: Clunio marinus
Lineage: Eukaryota; Metazoa; Arthropoda; Insecta; Diptera; Chironomidae
Source: the annotation of a GenBank genome assembly